AUGGAUAAUAUAUACAAGUUUAGAGCGAAUACUUCAAUCAAGCAUUUAUAGCAUUUGAAUAAUGAUAAAUAAUUUUAUUCUGAAGAUGAAUCCUCUGAAACAAAUUAGAAUCAAGAGGUUUACUUAAAAUAAAUCAGUAAACCACCCAGUAAGAUGUCACAUUUUAGUCAAAACCUUACAGGUUAUUAUACUGAUGAUUCAGACAAAGAUUCCUCAAGGGAUAUUAAAAGAGGACCAAUUAGUUAAAAACUGUCAAAAUUUAGGAAUUUAGUGAAUCCAAUAGAAGGGGAUGUUGAGGGUGCUUAGGAGGAAUAAGAAGAAGAUGCUCAAACAGAUAUAACACACAGUAAUUAUGAAGAUCCUUAUAACAUAACAAUAUAAUCAAGCAAACUUCAAUAGAAAUUGAAAUAGUACAAUAAUGAUGAGAUUUUUUUAGUAAAAUUGUAGAGAAAUGCUAAUUCUGACAUAGAAUACUCAAAAUCCAAAUAGAAUAUUAAAUGCAAAUUAUCAUCUCAUCCUUUUCGUCAUCUCAUAUAUGGUCCGUCCAUCAGUGAAACCUCAUUCAAUAAAUUUUUACACCUCAUCUAAAGAGGACUAAUCUAUGCUAAGCGAUGUCUUAAGGAACCCAGUUAUAAUUAUAUUAAGAGCAAAACUUAAAUGUUACCCGAAGCCAGAAUUCCUAAAACAAAAACUUUACUCUUGGAUUUAGAUGAAACAUUAAUCCACAGUUGUUCAGCUAGGGAUCAAUAUUAAACUUCCAUACCUGCUGUGAGCGACUAAGGAGAGCAUGCAAGAAUAUAUUUAAAUAUUCGGCCAUUUUGUUAAUGGUUCCUAUAGUAAAUGAGUUUACUCUAUACGAUCUAUGUGUACACUGCUUCGUCCAGUGCUUAUGCUAGCGCCAUUGUAAGGUACUUGGAUCCGAAGGGACAGUGGAUUUCUGGAAUUUUAUCAAGACAGAAUUGUUUGGAGACUAAAUAGGGGUUUUACAUAAAGGAUCUUCGGGUUAUUUCCAAUAAGCAAAUUAAGAAUAUGCUGAUUGUUGAUAACUUGGCUCAUUCGUUUGGGUUUUAGAUAGACAAUGGGAUUCCCAUACUGGAAUGGCAUGAUGACAUGAAUGAUUAGGAGCUCAAAUAUUUAGCAACCUAUUUAAUGGAAGCGGCCGAUUAGGAAAAUCUUGGUCUUUUCAAUAAAAACCGUCAAAGGCUACUUGAUUUAAUUGAAUAUAAAUUCGAUUGA
This is a messenger RNA of Paramecium tetraurelia, 1236 nucleotides long. RefSeq lists its product as uncharacterized. Lineage: Eukaryota; Ciliophora; Oligohymenophorea; Peniculida; Parameciidae. The transcript is spliced from 4 exons. Gene Ontology annotation, molecular function: phosphoprotein phosphatase activity. The record is from RefSeq and is a predicted model, not a curated record.